GGCGAGCAAUUCGCGUCGUGCGAGUUCACAAAGCAGGAGCGCAUCUUCAUCGCAAAGUCCUUAGACAAAUUGGGUGUGGACUACAUUGAAGUGGUCAAUCCCGCGGCGUCGCUUCAGGCCGUGCGCGACUGUGAGGCCAUUGCCAAUCUCAACCUGAAUGCAAAGGUUCUGACGCACACUCGAUGCCAUAUGCACGACAUCAAAAUAGCCGCCGAGACGGGGGUGGACGGCAUCAACUGUUACAUGGCCACGUCCAAGAUACUCAGCCAGCACUCACACGGCAAGGGCAUUGACGCGGUUAUUGAAGCCGCCCAGGAGGUCAUUGAGUACGUACAAGGGAAAGGGUUGGAGAUUCGCUUCUCGUGCGAAGACUCGUUCCGAUCAGACCGGAGGGAUAUCCUGCGGAUCUAUGAGGCCGUGGCUAAGAUGGGCGUGAAUCGCGUGGGAGUGGCUGACACGGUGGGAAUCGCCACGCCAUAUAUGGUAUACGACACCGUAUCCGCUGUGCGUUCUGUGAUUGGUCCAGACGUCGGUAUUGAGUUCCACACACACAACGAUACUGGCUGCGCCAUAGCCAAUUCACUGGUGGCACUGGACGCCGGGGCGACGCAUAUUGAUACGAGUGUAUUAGGUAUUGGCGAACGCAAUGGUAUUCCCCCACUGGGCGGGUUCUUGGCACGUAUGUACGCCAUUGACAAGCAAGCUAUCCUGGAACGGUAUGAUCUUAAUCUGGUGCAAUGGCUGGACAAGUAUGUGGCUGCGGCUGUGGGUGUUCCCAUUCCGUUUAACGAGCAGAUUACUGGCAGUGCCGCGUUCACGCACAAGGCGGGCGUGCACUCCAAGGCCGUUAUGACCAACCCCGAGGCGUAUGAG
Sphaeroforma arctica JP610 is the source of this 873-nucleotide messenger RNA. RefSeq lists its product as hypothetical. Gene Ontology annotation, molecular function: homocitrate synthase activity. The record is from RefSeq and is a predicted model, not a curated record. The transcript has 4 exons. Gene Ontology annotation, cellular component: mitochondrion. The annotation marks the transcript as partial. NCBI's taxonomy places the organism in Eukaryota, Ichthyosporea, Ichthyophonida.